AUGCGACGACGACGCUGGACACAACAGGAGCUUUACGGAUCAGCGCCAUGUUUAUCGGAGCCCUCCCGAAACGUAUACGCUGCUGCGGGCUAUUCCGCCAAGCAGGCGGUCUCCCGAGCGGCCUCGAUCUCCGACGCGACAAGGUCCGACCGAACCGAACAGAGGAACGCCUGGAGAGCGGGGGCUUCGGCCUCCGGCCCGAUUCCCACCGCGCAAGACGACGAAAAAAAACAGCAGCAGCGACAACCUGACCACGUGCCGACCAUGGAGCCGCUUACGCGCGCCGGGAGCGGCGGGGGCGGGGGGUCCAGGAGCGGCGCAAGCGGUAGCGGCGGUGGAGGCAGAUCGCGGCAGCCCCCGCUGUCCUCUGCCGAUUCCGCCGCCGGCGGUCGGGAGAACGUAGACGCUCGCGGUGCUGCUGCUGCUGGCGGCGGCGGCGGUAACGGCGGCCGUCGCGUUCGCGGCCGUAACAGUAGCGGUGCGGGCGUCGAAGCGAUGCGACCGGCGCCGAAGGGUGCGGUGGGGAUGGGAAAGGUUGGGGCGGCUGGCGCCGCAGGCGCCGCCGUAGGCGCGGGGUCGAGAUCGCAGGGCGGACCGUCGGAGUACAACUCGAGGAACGGCUCUCAGUCUUCUUCCGGUAGCAGGCCCGCGGCGGUGGCGGCGGCGCCUGCCCCCGCUGAACCCGCCUUCGACCUGGCCGGGUUUGAGGAGAAGCUGGGGGGGGGGCUGAUCGUGACGAAGAUCAACCGGCAGGGGAGGGCCAAGGUGCGCGCACUGUUCUACGACCGGCAGGAGAGGAUGCUGUGGUGGAAUGAGCCGGGGAGAGGCUCGCCGCACCGGUCGUCGCUUCUGUCCAUCAAGAAGGAGCAGCCGCUAGCGGUGGCCUCGCUCAUUAAGGUGGAGAUGGCAGACCAGCUGGACGAACCGUUCUGCUUCGACGGGGAUGUAGACAAGAGCUUCCAGCUCGUGUUCCCCGCUAGGACGGUGGACCUCGUCGCUAAAGACGCGGAGGAGGCGGCUCUCUUGGCGAGAGGAUUCCAGGAGCUCAAGAUGUCCGCGUGCGCGUGACAGCGAUCGAGCAUCAAGUGUUUGAGCCGUUCUUGUGCUUUUGAGUAUGCGUAACGUUUAGCGGGUUUGCAUCGGUAAGAUACGUAGCGUUCUUGGCGGCAUGAUGGGAGGGCGUGUGUGGGGUUUCCUUCGGUGUGGGUGGGCGGCGGUUGAUCUAGGACGGGAGAAGGGGGGGGACCCAAGAGUCCCCGCGGUUUGAAGGCUCUGCUGUUGUGUGGAGUACCGCUGCUGCUGUGCGUCACAUUGGCACUGAUAGCACCGUCAUGGCCGCCUGGUGUGUUGUGUCCCCAAAGCAAUGUGGGAGCAGCUGGUAGCGGUGGUUAGGUGGAUGUGGAUGGCAUUGGAGCGCCAGCCACUGUGCAGCCCUGGCGAGCGGGAGACGUGUAUCCCAUUCGUCAACCAGUCUUCCGCCGGUUGGCGCGAUGAUCUAUAUGAGAGUGUGUCGCCCACUAUUUCGUGCACAAGGCACUGUUGUUUGUGUCUUGUCGCCCUGCACUUUUCGGACCCAAGGCACUUUUUCCCGUAAAGUGUUUAUCAUGUCAUGACCGGGCGUGAUAUUUUUCUCUUGGUGGUGGUGGUGGUUGUUGUGGGGCAGGGGGGCUUCUGUUGAAUAACAACCAGGUAGGGAGCAGGCGUGCACCCAUUCCUCUGCUGCGCCCCGAAAUCGCCACCACCGUCGUUUUCAUGAGAAUCGAGAUAAAGUUUUUGUUUUCGUUUUUUUUGUUGUUGUGUGUGUGUGUGCUUUGCGGGUUCGGUAGGUUGUCUGUCUUGAAAAUCUGGCCCCCCUGGUUCUGUUGCGAAAAGUGUUGCGUUUGAUGCCGUUCGGUGGAUUUGUUUUUCCUGGGGUUGUGUUCGAUCUCGUCUGUUGUUCUGCUGUAGCUUUUCGUGGGAUGUCGAGUUGGUUUGAUGGUGUAGCGUUUGGUGUGACGUUUGGUGUUGGUUCUCGUCCUGUUGUCUUCGUCUUUAGUUCGUCUUUCGCUAGCGAACAAGAAACGUGCUACUGUAGUCUGUUCGCUUCCUUCACUUCCUUUACCCCGUAGUGGUAGUCUUUUUCGUGUUGUUGGAGAUGGGGACUGUUUAUGCGGCUCCAAUUGUAGUGUUAUCGAUUUUGUUGGCCCGUUCAUGUCUUUCGCCCGAGCAUCGUCUUCGUCGGACAUGGCUCUCGCCUGUCGAGCAUGGGCUCUAAACCCUUAAGCAUGUUUUUCGCUUUGUUGGUGGUGGCUUGGCACGGCUUGCCUUCCGGGUGUAUAGUUUUCUCCACAGACUUGUCGGCUCUUGUACUUCCGUACAAGUCCCUGCGUUGUUCUUGCGAUUUGGUGGUGGUUGCUUGCUGUCCCUCCCUUAAAUUCGGCAGCACCCAUCUACUUCAAGCCUGGUUUUGGUUGUGCCGAGCGUGUAUGCACUGUAUAGGCAGUCCGCAACCGCAAAAGUGUUACAUACCUUUCCUUCUCGUGUUCUCGGUAGCAGGCCUACAUGAUUUUGCCGGAUUCGAAGGGGUGAAAAUGAUUCUGGUCGUAGCCGGGAGAUUUGGUCACCGUCAGCAGCUUCUUGAGUAGAUCUGAGUAGAGGUUAUUCACAAGAAUGGGAGGGAAAACGCAAGAAGGAACAAAACCUUUCUUUCUUCCGGCCAUACUCGCCUGGCGACCAGACCCCUCUGCUUUCCUAGUAACAAUGAUUGUCUUGGCGCUGACAUGUAGCAUCUGCGUCAACCUAUUGUGCCGCGACUAGGUGCUCCUGCGUUCUGCGAAAAUAAGGGGCAGAAGCUAGGCGGCACUGACAGGAAAAGCGUUGUAGACGAUACGGAAAUGGUCGAUGAUAGUGUUCUUUUACUUGUGAGAUGUUGGCACGUUUGUGCUUUCUUUUGUCUUGGUGAGCCAUUGGGCCACGUGUUAUUGUAGGGUGUCAGGAGCACGUCGCCAUGCUCCCGAUGUGUGUGCUGCUUCUGUCACGCUAAACAAGAUCGGAUAAAAUGUCCGUAAGUUUUAUUUAGUGUCAUAUUUGGAGGUAUGCUCUUUCUGGUACACGUUCUUUUUUACGUAGGAGUCCCUUUAUUUCUUUUUGCUUUGUACUGGUGGUACUUCUGUCGUGUGCCGUGAUUGUGACGCGUGCUCUUUCCCCCCCCCCGUGCCUGCGCGUGGGAUGGACGAGACAGGCGAUUGGUGUUACUUCUGCGGGGUUUCCCUCGCCGGUUGUUCAUGUAGCCUACCAGGCGUAUUUUCCAAUUGGUAUUUUUUGCUUUCCUUGCUUUUUCUCGCGCUAGGGAGGUACGUGUGUGUGUGUUCUCAUAGGUCAUAGCCCUUGUUUGUUGAUGAACGGCGA
Molecule: messenger RNA, 3387 nt
Organism: Ectocarpus siliculosus
Lineage: Eukaryota; Phaeophyceae; Ectocarpales; Ectocarpaceae
Source: the annotation of a GenBank genome assembly